CAGAGAGAGGAUUACGUCACUAGCUCCACAUUCAUUUCGGGGGUUAAAAAAACCGUACCGUUGCCGAUGAACGUUAGUGAAAUCCGGACACAUCUUACUACUACUCAGUCAGCGACGUUAAUUAAUAACAGUGUCCCACAGCGGGGAAAAAGGACAAUCUAUAUGGAAAAAAGUAGCCCAUAUUGGUUAGAGAGACAGGAUCCAGGCCAACAUACCUCGUAAGCAAAUCAAUAACACUCGAUGUUAUGUAGAUGUGGCGUCGACGAGUUGUCGGCUGUGAGUUUAUCCGGCUUUGAAAAGCGUCUAACUAACACACACAGCCAAAGCGAAUGCCACACGUAGUACUCGAAACUUGACAAUGAACAGCAACCGGGAACGGUGUGGUAACUAUAGGUGACUCGGUGGUCACUUUGGCACUGGUUCAAGUAAAAAAUACAAAAGUUUGGCACGGACGUUCAGCAAAAGUGAUAAAGUGAUUCGCUUCUCUACAAAAUAAGGCUCUAACGAGGUGGUUUUCAUUCACCGACACGUAGACUACGAACGAAUGUCAGGAACACAGCGGUUUAAAAAACACUCACACACGCACACGGUCGGGAUUGUGCCUUUCGUCUCUCUUUGUCGUCUGCUCUCUCUCUCUCACCGCACUGCGCAAAGACGGGACUGCAGGCAGCUCGGCCCGAUAUAUUCUACGGAUUUCAAUUCAAAACUUUAGGAUCCUGUGUGUCUCCCAAGAAUUGCAGUUUGAAAUAUAUCUGGAUGUUAGAUGUUCAGUUGUGUGUUUGACAAAUCAGAAAAGAUAUGCUUUUCAAGAGUCGGUAUAUGAAUUGUAGAAUUGAUUGCAGUGCAGCACAACAAGAUUUAAAAUGAAUGUUUCAAGAAUUCAGCUAAUCAUUUACAUCCUCGGAUUCUUGGAUCUCCUAGGAGUGAGCCUCAUUUUGCCUUUAAUUCUGCCCAUGGUUAAAAAUUUAGGCACAUCGCAUGUUGCUGCUGGUGCCAUCACUUCUCUGUAUGGUGCUAUACAGCUAUUUUCCAGUCCUGCUGUGGACUUGGUUGGUGCAAGCCUAAUCAUCCCUCUGAUCAUCAUUCAAGUACGUGAUCUUGGCACCUCUCAUGUUGUAGCAGGAGCUAUUAGUUCCAUCUAUGGCAUACUGCAGCUUGUCACCUGUCCUGUUAUGGGUCAUUGGAGUGACAUAUCAGGAAGAAGGCCGGUAAUAUUGUUAUGCAUGUUAGCAACAGCUGUCAGCUAUGUUGUCCUAGGUUCUUCCCAGUCUCUAGUUAUCAUAAUUUUGGGGAGGAUAAUUGCAGGAGUAUUUAAACACAGCCAGACAUUGUGUAGAGCAGUUUUAGCAGAUGUCACCCCACCUGAAGACAGAUCCCGUGUGUUUGGGAUCUUUAACGCUACUUCUAGUAUGGGGUUUAUUGUUGGGCCCAUGUUAGGAGGACACUUGUCAGAACUAAAGGAUGGUUUCUCCAUCGUCUGUAACCUUGGUGCAGUAUUUUUCCUAGUAGACUUUGUGAUCUACUGGAUAUUCAUCCCUGAUAUAUCUCCUAAACCAAUAACGUCUUCAAAGGAAACAUCAGAAGGGGAGAACCUGAAACAGAUGUUUGCUUUUAUGAAAGACAUCGAGUGGAAAAUCUUUGGUGAUAUUUUCCUUAUUAGGUUCUUCUUGAGUUUUUCAUCCUUGGUGUACAGAUCAAAUUUUUCUCUCCUAAUUGAUCAAAAUUUUGGUGUCAGCCCGAAGGUUAUUGGAUAUUUAAUAUCUUUUCAGGGGAUUAUCAGCGCAGUUGCUGGAUUCUUUACGGGUAGAGUGUCCAAGUUCUAUAAAGAUUCCCAGAAAGAACUUUAUCAUAGUUCUAUUUUACUGACUGUGGCUCUAAUUGGUCUUACCAUAGCACCAUCUCUCACUGUCCUGCUUGCAUGCUUGAUCCCCUUGUGCAUAAGCACUGCAGUCAUAAGAGUCAGCAGUUCAGCAAUCACUAUAGGUCGUUGUGAUCCAUCAAAAGUUGGUUCUGUGACUGGGUUUGGCCAGAGCAUAGCUUCUAUAGCUCGAAUGGUAACACCACUUAUUGCUGGAGUAACCCAAGAGAUUAGUGUCUAUGGGCCUGGAGUCAUGGGAACUCUCUCUGCAGGAGUUGGUGCACUUUUAGCAGGUUACAUGGUUCAUAAAACAAAGCUUAAAGAGGAGUAGAGUCCAUUCAUUUUUUGUCCUUGGUGCUUCAAGAUGUACAAUGAAUAUUUGCAUUAAUGUUUAUUUUUCUAUGUUCUAUAGAGCAAAAUGUCAUUGCAGUUUUGACAGUAUCAGCCUUAAUAUAUUUUUUAGUUACUGAAGGCACUAUUUGCUGAAUGUAAAGUUAGUUUACUGCCAAAUUAUAGCAGGUAAACUGUGAACCAUAGUUGAUGGUUACUAUUUUGGUCUGUGAUGUUAGAAUAUUUUGAGUAUUCCUCUAGCAAGUAUGUAUGUUAAUUAGGUUUGUGACAAUAGUGAUUUUUUGUUUUAGGUCUGUUUAGGAAGUGUUUAACAUUGUUAAAAAAAAAAAACAAGGUUGAACUAUCCCCAAGACCAAGUUACACAUUCUUUCACUGUGACACUGCAGAUGAGUUUUUUGUUCAGCAGACAUCCUGUUGGCUCAUUGUUAUUCCUUGCUAUCAUGUAUUAUUUUGAAACUCAUUUUGGAAAGGGAUAAUUAAUUAUUCUGAAAAUAUAAACUCGCCUUUAUAAAGGUGCGUCCACAUUGUCGAACAAUGUAUGACAGACAACCAUUGUUACCAAUUAACAAUGUACCGGGCACUACCCAUGUUCAUAGUGUUGGAACUUCAGGCAUUAAACAAGAACUAUAAUGUAUAUUAUUAAGCUCAUGUCUAUCUGCUCAAUAGUAGGCCUGAUCUUCACAUUAUGCAUGUAUUUUUUACAACUGUUUAACUUAUCACAAAUAAGCAUUGCUUACCUUUAAGUAGGGAUCCUUAAGCACAUCAUAGAUGGGUCGGCACAUAACAGGAAUGAUUGCAGACAAACUGUGUGCGCUUCGAGUGAAAUGCUCUCUCUCAUACAGGUGCCCAGCUUCGUUAUAAAACGUUUUACCUUCUCCAAUAAGUCGUAGAAGGUAUUUGGGUCUAUCCGCAUGUAGUUUGUGAAUUUGAUUCGUAACCAAUUUGCAAUUCAUAUAAAAUUGUUGCAUGGCUUCCCCUUACACCUAGUUUUUGCAAUUAGUCCUUGCACCAUUCCUUUCUUGUCACCCCCUUGUUCUCACAUAAUACAGCAAUUACCAUGCUGCAUAGUGCAAUUUUUUUUUCUCUUCGUAUGGUGUUUUUACGUUGCAUGGAACCAGUGGUCAUUCAGCAACGGGACCAACGGCUUUAUGUGACUUCCGAAACAUGUCGAGAGUGAACUUCUAUCACCAGAAAUACACAUCUCUCACACCUCAAUGGAAUGCCCAAGAAUCGAACUCGUUGGCAGGCCAAGACUUAUUUCUCUCUCUCUCUCACCUGAUGCGAGUCCACACAGUCAAUGUCCGACGGACAAACAUGACCAUCAUGUGAAGCAG
Messenger RNA from Macrobrachium nipponense, 3543 nucleotides. Its product is annotated as major facilitator superfamily domain-containing protein 9-like. The record is from RefSeq and is a predicted model, not a curated record. The transcript is spliced from 10 exons. Gene Ontology annotation, biological process: transmembrane transport. Gene Ontology annotation, molecular function: transmembrane transporter activity. Bases 864 to 2189 code for a protein of 441 amino acids. NCBI's taxonomy places the organism in Eukaryota, Metazoa, Arthropoda, Malacostraca, Decapoda, Palaemonidae.